Ceutorhynchus assimilis (cabbage seed weevil) is the source of this 609-nucleotide messenger RNA. The record is from the annotation of a GenBank genome assembly. Lineage: Eukaryota; Metazoa; Arthropoda; Insecta; Coleoptera; Curculionidae.
ACUUUAGUACUCUGUCGAAUCAAAUGCUAAUAUUAUCAGUCGAUAAAGUUUUUAUAUUAAAAGCAACAUUAUUUAUUUUCCUUUUUGGUCAUUUCAACAUCAUUUAAUUAAUAUCAACUCUCAAGCAAAAAUGGUGUAUGAUACUACCAGUGGUGUCAUUUGUAUAGUCGUUUUCUCUAUUUCUAAUAUUGGUUUACUAAUUUCAUGGAUGAUGUUUAUUUCAAAAGAGAGGAAAUUUUAUAAACGUCUAAAAGAAGGUUACUAUUUCAUAGAGGAUAAUUACCGUUGGAGACGUAGAAGAUUGCUAAUGGUUCAUCCAUCCAAUAUUGAUCAGACUUUGGAUAUUCCAAGAAUCAUUGAUCCAGCCUUGAUUAUCAGUUAAUUUUUGAAGUAGAAUCAAUAAUAAUAAUUAAUCACUACAAUAAUUCAUACAUAUUUUAUGAUAUCAAUGUUAUAUAAUUAAAAUUGUAUAAAUAAAUAUGUAGUACAUGUAUUAAUAUAAUAGACAUUGUAUUUUGUUGAGAGAGAUUAUAGAUUGUUACUUUGUAUUACAAAAUCCAAGAGAAGCAAGAAGAUUUAUCGCAAAUUUUUAAAGAAAUAUAUUCAUAA